AUGACAGGUGACAGAGCAUUAGGGGUAUUCUACAGACGAAGGUCUCGGUUUUUAGACUCUGACGAGAGCUCUGAAAGUAAAAGCCCAACGCCAUUACAGCAAAGGUCCUCUGUUAGUCCUAUAGCUGGUCAUCCUCUGAGCCCUCAACCUGUAAGUUCAAAGUCGUCAUCAUCUCCUCCUUCUUCGCCCACACUUCCUUCAUCUCAAAAGGCAGAACUCACCUCGAUUCAGAGUGAGACAAAGUCUAAAAAUAGCCCUUCCAUUACAACCACUAGAACUAGAGAAAUCACUCAAGAGCAUAACCAUGUUCCCGCUCCCGUGCCAGAUUCUCCACCACAUCAAGAAUCUGUUCCUAAGCCAAUGAGGUCUCCAGAAAAUGGGAGACAUAAAGAACCUGACCCCACCCCUAAUCAUGUUCAACCAGUAACCCCUCCCCUCCCAUACAAACUGAUGUCUCCCCUCAAAAUCGCCCAAGAGUUGGUACUACAAGUAACAUAG
Gigantopelta aegis is the source of this 498-nucleotide messenger RNA. RefSeq lists its product as uncharacterized. The record is from RefSeq and is a predicted model, not a curated record. Bases 1 to 498 code for a protein of 165 amino acids. Lineage: Eukaryota; Metazoa; Mollusca; Gastropoda; Neomphalida; Peltospiridae. The transcript has a single exon.